AUGUUCUGCGACAACGUCCGGCUAGAGGCCGCACUCGCACGCCCUGGCUCGGACCUCGCGCGUGUCCUCGCCGACUAUCUUAAGGCGAACGAGGACGUUUUCGAGCGAGCUCUCGCAGCAAUUGGAGAAAUAUCUCCGGACGUGGCCUACUACGAGGCCGCCGCUCGUGGGCAGGAAUGGCCCCAGGUGCUGCUACAUCGGAAGCGUCUACGCGCUGACCCGACGCCGGCUGAGUCGAGGCUCUACGCGGAUCGCGUGAACAACGAUCGCCGCCGUGUGCAGAACAAAUUCUUCCCCGCCAAGGCGCGCAAGAUCCAACACAGCGGCCACCAGUGGGAAAACCCUCUCAGCCAGGAGCUGCAGUCCAAGAUAGCAGACACCGCAGCCAACGAUAGCGGCCUCCCCGCUGCGCACUUGGGCUUGGAUACGGGCUACCUCGAGAAAUGGUGCAAGGAAGGCUCCUGGAGCCUUCAUCGGGAUGUGGUCUUGGCACUUCGACCACUCGAAAUUGACUGUGGGCCGUACCAGCGCGGCGAGUACGGCUACCGGGUGCACACCAGCCUCGUCCGUUUCAGCUGGUGCCUCCUUGCCGUCGACGCCAAGAUACAAGCUUUGCCUUCUGCACACAAGCGUAAACAGGCUCGCAAUGCAAAGAACUACUUGAUGCAAUGCGCGACUUCGGAGUACAGGACUUUCCUAGCUCGUCAAGAAGCCUUCUUGUCGAAUCACCCUGACGCCACGGAAAACGAGGCAAAGCUCCCACUAAAUUUCUUGGAGGAGCCCGGUGUCGAGUGUGCCAUUUGGCCCGAUUUGUACUUCCACUCCGACAUCUGCGAAACCGUGGAAAGGGCUACAGACGUGCGCCGCUUGAUGCGAUCGCACGGAGACUUGGCACCUGGUGCAGUUGCUGACGACGAGGAAGAGGAGAGCGAUGAGGCCACAGCCGCCGGAGGUCGGCACAGCGUGCGCCGGUCAUUCCUGCGGAAGAUUCUCGGGCCCAUCACCGAUUACGCGGGGGAGUACGAACUGCUGCAUUUUGUCUUUGAUUUGUGCCUUUGGACCGACAUUGGUAGCAAGCGCCACGCCCUGACACACCUGUCCAUGCGUGUUGCCUUGAAAGCACAACCGUGGACGCCCGCCUAUUGGGCCGUGCGCCAUGCUGCCCUAGUCGAUCUCCAACGGCAAUGUGGGCCACCCGUGCUCUUCAAAACUUGGGCGCCGUAUGAAUGGGCGGCGCCGUACCAUCGUUGGAUCCUGCACGCCAUGGAACUGGAGCAAAGGUCGCGCCUGCACCUUGCCGGACCAGAAACUCUCCACCUGGCUCACAUCAUGACGGAGCUCUUCCGCGAAUGGGUUCACGGCGGUGCUUUCAAGCAAGGACCUGGAUCAAGUCGCUGGAUUCGGCCUGCACUUUGCCACCGCGAUCCCUCUUUGCCGUCCCCUGUGCUUAAUUUCGCUUGCCGCCUGGAGUUCCAGGACGGAAAACGGAAACUUGCCAGUCAAAGCUAUCAUGGGCGAGAAACGGCACACCUACAUGGUUUGACUUUCGCUCAUUCUCUGGUUGAGCUGCCGCUGGAGCGUCGUCUCAUGGCCACUGUGCCAGCGGCGGGACACGCGCUUCGCGGAUAUGUGCUGGACGGCCAGGCAGGUCGCACUGGCAGUGGAUGGCCUGUGCACGAGGGCGAGUCUGGAUUCAGUGACGACGGCUACUUGCGCUUGCGACAUACUGAAGCGGACAAGGACAUGGGUAUUCGGGCUUAUGACGUCGAGGAGCUGGACGUGCUCAAGUUCCACCAGGACAAUGUUGUGCCCAACGAAGCGAUCAAUGGACACGGCUUGCUCCUCCGUUACAUUGCCACCUACUUGUCAAAGUUCAGCAGCUCGAGCUUCCAUGAGCUUUUGGACGACACGGGGAGUACAGGCUGCGGACUCGCAGUUCGCAUCCUCGCCACAUAUCAUCCCGGCGAGCCGGAGAUGUGGCUGGCUCUUGCCGCCCAACAAUUUCCCCAGUUUGCCGUGGGCGGCACAGUCCGACCGAUUCAGGCACCUUGGCCGGGGAUGCCGGAGAAGCCCGACUUCGUCUUGAAUUACGAGCGUUGCGCGUGGCGUGGAGAGGACAUGUGUCUCUUGGACUGGCUGCGCAAAACCAACACAAAAGGAGAUAUUGUUUCCUGGGUAAAGCAAGCUCACCGGCACUCGCAGGAGACUGUCUCCCUGGAAGAAUAUUCGCGCAGCUGCGAGUGCAAAGGAGAGAAGAUCCUGGUGCCCGCACAGUACGCGCUGCAUGCUUGCGCCCUUCAGCAUGCGCCGGCACAUUGGACUGAUGAACGCCGCCUCGAAACAGCGGUGAACGACCGGGUCAACAGGGCAGUCCGCAUCGGGCAGGCGGCGACCGAAGAGCAGGCCGACAUGUUGGCUCGAGAGGCAGCUGCUCACAACAGCAUCCUGGUCUGCACGGGCCCGCCUGGUUGCGGAAAGACCUUAGUGGCCGAUCAGUGUUUGGAGCACGCGAAGUGUGUGGGCGCGCGCAUCGUCUACGCGCUGCCAACCGGACAGCUUGCAGCUCGCGUACGACAGAAGCACCCAACGAUCCAUGUGGACACGUGUCACGGCGCCUUCCUCUUCCAUCGCCCCUUGUGCGAAGCCUUGCCCAUUCUGAGCGCGUACGAUCUGGUCAUUGUGGACGAGGCUCUGCAGCUCAGCACCGAACACUUUGGUCGUCUCAGGGAGAUGUGGCUGGCAGCCGGCAGGCUUCCUGCCCUUCUGCUGCUGGGAGACCCCUGGCAGCUCCCGAACAUAGACGGGGAGCCAGCCGAUGCCCAUCCUAGCUGGCGACUGAAUGUCUGCAUGACUUUACAUGCGGUGCAUCGCUGCAAGGAUGAGACCCUCGCCCGUAAACUGCACACACUGCGCAUGAGCAAGUUCGAGGGUGAGGCGGGCCUCCG
Molecule: messenger RNA, 2945 nt
Organism: Symbiodinium sp. CCMP2456
Lineage: Eukaryota; Dinophyceae; Suessiales; Symbiodiniaceae
Source: the annotation of a GenBank genome assembly